This is a messenger RNA of Magallana angulata, 2832 nucleotides long. Its product is annotated as protein transport protein Sec23A-like. Gene Ontology annotation, cellular component: COPII vesicle coat; endoplasmic reticulum exit site. The record is from RefSeq and is a predicted model, not a curated record. Lineage: Eukaryota; Metazoa; Mollusca; Bivalvia; Ostreida; Ostreidae. Gene Ontology annotation, biological process: endoplasmic reticulum to Golgi vesicle-mediated transport; intracellular protein transport; COPII-coated vesicle budding. The coding region runs from base 93 to 2438 and encodes 781 amino acids. Gene Ontology annotation, molecular function: GTPase activator activity; zinc ion binding. The transcript has 20 exons.
AGUCAUUUGGAAAAUUACGUGGCAUUCCAGACUGUCCCGUUUUACGUUACAACAAAAUAUACACGUAGCCUAUUUUUUGUUGGAGGUACUCAAUGGCUACCUAUCAAGAAUUUAUCCAACAGAAUGAGGACAGAGAUGGCGUUCGCUUCAGCUGGAACGUCUGGCCCUCCAGCCGUAUUGAGGCCACUCGUAUGGUGGUCCCACUAGGAUGUCUGUUUACACCUCUGAAAGAGCGGCCAGAUCUGCCACCCAUUCAGUACGACCCAGUGCUGUGUACUAGGCCUACAUGUCGAGCCAUCCUUAACCCUUUCUGUCAGGUGGAUUACAGGGCUAAGGUCUGGGCCUGCAACUUCUGUUUCCAAAGAAACCCGUUUCCGCCCCAGUAUGCAGCUAUUUCAGAUCAACACCAGCCUGCUGAGAUCAUCCCACAGUUCUCAACACUGGAGUACACAAUCACUAGAGCCACAUGUCAUCCUCCCGUAUAUCUUAUUGUCCUUGACACCUGUAUGGAUGAAGAGGAUUUGCAGGCUGUCAAGGAGUCUUUACAAAUGUCUCUGAGCUUGCUGCCACCAAAUGCCCUCAUUGGAUUGAUAACAUACGGGAAAAUGGUUCAAGUCCAUGAGUUGGGCUGUGAGGGCUGCUCAAAGAGCUACGUAUUCAGGGGAACCAAAGAUUUGACAGCUAAACAGAUUCAGGACAUGCUGGGUUUACAAAGGGGUGGCACAACACAGCAACAGAGGGGUCCUCAACAGCAACAGCAGCAGCAGUUGCCCUCAAACAGAUUUUUACAACCAGUUCACAAGUGUGACAUGAACCUGACAGACUUGCUUGGAGAGCUGCAGAGAGAUCCCUGGCCCGUGUCCCAAGGGAAGAGACCACUCAGGUCGACGGGUGUGGCCAUGUCUAUAGCUGUGGGUCUGUUAGAGUGUACAUUCCCAAACACGGGGGCGAGGAUCAUGCUGUUUGCCGGUGGACCCUGUACACAAGGACCAGGCAUGGUGGUGGACGACGAGCUGAAGAACCCCAUCAGGAAACACCUGGACAUUGAGAAGGACAAUGUGAAGUUCAUGAAGAAAGCAAUGAAGCACUAUGAAAUGUUGGCCAAUCGGGCGGCAAAGAAUGGUCAUGUUCUGGAUAUAUAUGCAUGUGCCUUGGACCAGACAGGAUUACAUGAGAUGAAGUUCUGUCCUAGAUACACAGGUGGUCACAUGGUGAUGGGUGAUUCCUUCAACACCUCCCUCUUCAAGCAGACUUUCCAGAGGGUGUUCGCCAAGGAUGCUAAGGGAGAGUUCAAGAUGGGCUUUGGUGCUACUGUGGAAGUCAAGACAUCGCGGGAGCUGAAAGUGUCAGGAGCCAUUGGACCCUGUGUGUCUCUAGGGGUGAAGGGACCGAGCGUGUCAGACACAGAGAUGGGCCUGGGGGGCACCUCCCAGUGGAAGAUGUGUGGACUCUACCCCAACACCACCCUGGCUCUAUUCUUUGAGGUUGUCAGUCAGCACAAUGCUCCAAUCCCCCAGGGAGGGAGGGGUUACCUACAGUUUAUCACUCAGUACCAACACUCCAGUGGACAGCGCAGGGUCAGGGUCACCACACUGGCCAGGAAUUGGGCCGAUGCUAGCACCAACAUCCAGCACAUUGCGGCGGGAUUUGAUCAGGAGGCGGCGGCUGUACUGAUGGCACGAACCGCCGUGUUCCGAGCGGAGACAGACGACGGACCAGACGUUCUACGCUGGCUAGAUAGAAUGUUGAUUAGACUGUGUCAGAAGUUUGGAGAUUACCAAAAAGAUGAUCCAAACUCUUUCCGUUUCUCAGAGAAUUUCUCUCUCUAUCCUCAAUUUAUGUUCCAUCUGAGACGCUCACAAUUUUUACAAGUUUUUAACAACAGUCCUGAUGAAACAUCCUACUAUAGACACAUGUUGAAUGUAGAGGACUUGACACAGUCCCUUAUUAUGAUACAACCUAUCCUGUACGCCUACUCCUUUAAUGGAACUCCCGAGCCUGUUUUACUGGACACCAGCAGUAUACAGCCAGACAGGAUCCUGCUGAUGGACACGUUCUUCCAGAUAGUGUUGUACCACGGAGAGACGAUUGCUCAGUGGAGGAAACAGGGAUACCAGGACCAGCCAGAGUAUGAGAACUUUAAACAACUCCUUAACGCCCCUGUGGACGAUGCUCAGGAAAUCCUACAGACCCGGUUCCCCAUGCCCCGAUACAUUGACACGGAGCAUGAUGGCUCCCAGUCUCGUUUCUUGCUUUCCCGAGUGAAUCCCUCACAGACACACAACAACAUGUAUGGAUGGGGACAGCAAUCAUCUGGAAUGAUCAUAAGCUCAUCUGAGUCCUAUCAGGACGGUGGUGCCGCUGUGUUAACGGACGACGUCAGUUUACAGGUGUUUAUGGAACAUUUAAAGAAACUUGCCGUGUCCAGCUCAUCGUGAUAGAGCUAGAAAUGAUGGUUGUCAUCGGCGACAAUGACAGAAUGACUCUCUAACACGACGCAGUGACCCCCGGGUCACUACAGCAUUGCCUUGUGCCAAGUACAGAGGGAUUCCCCCUCCCCUGUACGUCAUAAACAGAUAAACCGUGCAAUUUAUUGACACUAUUACAAGGACUGUGUCCUUUUUAUUAAAGAUGAUUUCAUUUCAUUCUUUUAUGUGUGAAGUUUGAUGUAUGGUUGUAAGGAUAUGUGUAGUGAAUGGACUUUGGACCUUUAUCUUAUCAGUUAUAUGAUGUACACUUUGUUAUAUAUGUACAUGUAUAUCUGGAUUUUGUGAAUGCUAUUUAUGAAUUGUUGUAGAUGGUUAAUAAAUAAACAUGCUAUGAAACAUGAAA